ACUAAUGUUAGGCAGGAUUAGCGUAGUAACCACGCGGCACCAUAUAUACGAACGUGUCCUAGCCUCCUAGCCAGUUGCUACUUGUUACACCACCCAGUCCGGUACCGCACAGCCGUCUGCCACAACGACCACUGCAUCUCCGGCCGCGCGACUUAUGCCGGAGAAGCCUCCGUCGCUCCGGCGACGCCCGAUGGCGGCAGGGAGCUGGGUCCGCUCCCUCCACUGCAAAUCCACGGCCGCCGAAGACGUGGCCGCCAGAGGCGCGGUCGUUCCCAAGAAGCUCCACCCGCUCCUCCCGCGUUCUGCUGCCUGCGGGAGCUCCGGCGACGCCCGCAAGAACGUCGCCUCAUCGAAGCCCAAGCCGACGUCGACCUCAGAUGUUUCGAAAAAGAAGUCGACCUCGAAGCCGAGUCCCAAGCUGGCCAAGAAGACCAAGCAGGCUGCUGUGCCGCCGACGCCCCCACCGGGCCCUCUCGGCCCGCUCCCGGCGCUCACCGAGCUCCCGGCGGGGCACUCGUCGAGGCAGGUGGUGGAGAUCAUCUUCCUGUCGUCGUGGAACCAGAUUCUGCUUCCGCAGCCGCAGCCUCCGCCGGGAGCGUCCACCGCCACCACCGACGGCGCGUUCGCGGGCGAGGUGGAGAUGCUGUUCCGCGUCCACAACCCGGCGCGCGCCGUGGCGCGCUUCGAGGACUACCGCGCUGCGGUGCGCGCCCGGGCCGGCGAGUCCACGCGCAGCGCCGCGGACGGCAACGAGAUGAUGCGCUUCUCCCCGGCGGCGCCGUACGGCUCGUCGUCCUCGGCUGCAACCGGCGGCGGGGACGCGCUGCGCAUCCGGACCUUCGAUGGCAGCGGCGGCGCGCAUGCCAACGGGCGCGGGCCGGCGUCCGGCAAGCGGGCCAUGUUCCUAUGCAGGGUCAUCGCCGGCCGUGUGGCGGAGGCCGGGACAGGCUCCGAAGCAGUGCCCGGCAAGGAGCACGACUCCGUCCGCGUCGGUAAGGACGAGCUGGUGGUGUUCGACCGCCGCGCCGUGCUCCCCUGCUUCGUCAUCGUCUACAAGUUGUAAAAAGAAACCUGAUAUUAUUAACCCUGCUGCUAUUUUUUUUGCCACUUACGGUAACGGAUUAAUCUAUCAACUGCA
Phragmites australis (common reed) is the source of this 1138-nucleotide messenger RNA. RefSeq lists its product as uncharacterized. Bases 155 to 1063 code for a protein of 302 amino acids. Lineage: Eukaryota; Viridiplantae; Streptophyta; Magnoliopsida; Poales; Poaceae. The transcript has a single exon. The record is from RefSeq and is a predicted model, not a curated record.